AAUGCGCGACCAAUGAGAGUAAGCUAAACAGAGCAAAAGACCGAAGUUUGAAUCGAAAACUUUCGUCUUCCUUAAUUCUUCUCUCAGAUUUUUACGGCGAGCCACUACUCGCUAUACAUCAGCCCCAUAUAUAUCCUGAAUUUUCUCCGGUAACUUCUUCGUAUAUAUAUACAUAUCUCUCCCAAAAACAUUUGGUUCCCGUUCGUGAAUUAGCGGUAGGGUUUCAUUUGUCUCUCCUCGACGAAUUUUGUCCCAUUGAUUGGUUCGUUUGGAUCUGAAGAGUUGUUCGAUUUUGAUCAGUCUGAAAAGGGUAUUUGUUCGUUUGCUCAAUCGAUCGAGUUUGUUCGUGGGUUCGUUCUGCUGUGGAAUAGUAUCUGGAUCUGUUAGAUUAAAGACUAGAUUUUUAUUUUUGGUUGCGAUUGAGCUGUGGGAAAAUGAAUUGAUCUUCAGGUGGGGUUGGAUCAUCUAAGAGUGUUUCAUUGAGGCUGUUAAUGAAUAUUGCUGUAAGAGAGGAGGAGAAUCUGCUUUUAAGCUAUUCGUGCUCUUUUCUGGGAUUUCUCUGUUUCUCGAGUUUAAGUUUCGGUAAGAGAUCUGCCGCCGCCGUAAACCCUAGAUUUAGAUGGGAUAAGGCGUUUUUUCAGAUUAGAGGAGAGAACGUUCCGAAUUUGACUUAGUUGAAGUGAGAUGGGUUCUUCACAAGGCUCCACACUCUCGGCUGAUGUGAUGAGCCUUGUGGAUACAUUGCCUGUGCUUGCAAAGACCCUUAUCGCUGGAGGAGCUGCUGGGGCUAUUGCUAAGACUGCCGUUGCACCUUUGGAAAGGAUCAAAAUUCUAUUGCAGACUAGAACAAAUGAUUUUAAGACUCUUGGUGUGUCCCAGUCGCUAAAGAAGGUGUUACAAUUUGACGGUCCUCUUGGAUUUUAUAAAGGAAACGGGGCAAGUGUUAUUCGAAUUAUUCCUUAUGCUGCCCUUCAUUACAUGACGUAUGAAGUUUAUCGUGACUGGAUUUUGGGAAACAAUCUUCCUUUAGGUUCUGGUCCAAUUGUUGAUCUUGUGGCUGGUUCAGCUGCAGGCGGAACAGCAGUUUUGUGCACAUAUCCUCUUGAUUUAGCUCGCACUAAGCUAGCUUACCAGGUGUCUGACACAAGACAGAGUCUCCAAGGCGGUGCAAAUGGAUUUUACCGUCAACCUACAUAUUCAGGCAUAAAAGAGGUGCUUGCAAUGGCUUAUAAAGAAGGGGGACCACGUGGGCUAUAUCGAGGCAUAGGGCCAACACUGAUUGGUAUCCUUCCUUACGCGGGCCUUAAGUUCUACAUAUAUGAGGAGUUGAAAAGACAUGUUCCGGAAGAGCAUCAAAACUCUGUUAGAAUGCAUCUACCUUGUGGAGCUUUAGCUGGUUUAUUUGGCCAGACCAUCACUUACCCAUUGGAUGUUGUUAGGAGACAAAUGCAGGUAGAGAAUCUGCAGCCUAUAACGAGUGAAGGCAACAACAAGCGUUACAAGAACACAUUUGACGGGCUUAGCACAAUAGUUAGAACUCAGGGUUGGAGACAGUUGUUUGCUGGUUUAAGCAUCAACUACAUUAAGAUUGUUCCAUCGGUUGCGAUUGGAUUCACGGUCUAUGAGUCAAUGAAGUCAUGGUUGCGGAUUCCACCGCGAGAAAGAUCAAAACCAGCAUGAGGGUCACUCUCUGAAAAUAGAGACACAGAAGACAGAAGUACUGAUAAUUUGUUAGACAGAUUUCACUUCAAUAUUUGUAACUUCCUGAGGCAAAUUUGCCCAUAAAAAUCCUUGAUAGUGAUGAUAUUCUUUGAUAAAUUAAUCAAAAAGUUAAAUUAAUUGUGAUCUAA
Capsella rubella is the source of this 1850-nucleotide messenger RNA. RefSeq names its product mitochondrial carrier protein CoAc1. Lineage: Eukaryota; Viridiplantae; Streptophyta; Magnoliopsida; Brassicales; Brassicaceae. The transcript has 7 exons. Gene Ontology annotation, biological process: transmembrane transport. The record is from RefSeq and is a predicted model, not a curated record. Bases 685 to 1680 code for a protein of 331 amino acids.